CUCUGGUGAUGGUAAAAUCUUUCCUGCCCUCUAGGGAUGGUGUGGUCGGACGUGAAGCGUCUAUGGUACGAAGGCUUGGAGGACUUCCUGGAUGAGUCGAGGAAUCAGCUGAGCUUCGUCAUGAACUCUCUCUAUCUGUCCACCUUCGCCCUCAAGAUAGUGGCUCACAGCAAGGUGUGUGUGUGUGUGUCUGUGUGUGUCUGUGUGUGUGUGUGUGUGUGUGUGUGUGUGUGUGUGUGUGUGUGUGUGUGUGUGUGUGUGUGUGUGUGUGUGUGUGUGUGUGUGUGUGUGUGUGUGUGUGUGUCUGUGUGUGUGUGUGAGUGUCUGUGUGUGUGCGUGUGUGUGUUUGUGUACUAACGUGAUCUCCUCUGUGCCAGUUUAAGAAUGUGGAGGACACAGAGAGGAAAAACUGGGAUGCCUUCCACCCCAUCCUGGUGGCUGAGGGGCUGUUUGCCUUCGCUAACGUCCUGAGCUACCUUCGACUGUUCUUCAUGUACACCACCAGCUCCAUACUGGGCCCACUACAGGUACACGCACAAACUAACAGACACACACACACACACAGUACAUUAGCUAUCACUUCUGCUACUAGCAGCAGAAGGAGCACAAUCACCAACAUCAUCAUUCUAUCAUCACCUCACAUGGAAACUAUUUCCCUGGUGAACAUCCCAAUUAAUAAAGAUUCAUUCUGCCAUUGUUUCUCCUCCCCUCUCUCUCCUCCGUCCUCAACACUGGGCCAAAAGUCUGUUUUGAAUAUUCAGCUGGAGUUCCUGUAGUGCCAUAGAAUAGGUGUCUCUCUUUAUUUCAUUAGAGAAACCUUCAACCUCUUCCUCACUGUCUCAGCCUGCCAGCUAGGAUCAAAGUCCCAGCUCUCUCCAUUGUGUGUGUAUUUCCUAUUUUCCGUGGCCAGGAAUCUCUUUUUCUCUAUUCAAUUUGGCUAGAUUUACGGACAUAAGGAAAUAUGGCAAUUAAUUAUAAUACAAGCAUUUAUGAAUGAGUGAUGAGGUCAUUCUGCUCCAAGGACUAUUUUCAAUGUCUUGUUAUUAUGUGAAAGGGUUGUUUGUGAUUUUGCUAUCAAACAGCAUGACUCUCCUGUGGAUUGUCAUGGGAUAAUACUUCUAAUACCAAAAGGUGCAAAAAAGGGUUCUUCGGUUGUCCCUAUAGGAGAACCCUUUGAAGAACCACCUUAGGUUCCAGGUAGAACCCUUUUCGGUUCCAUGUAGAACCAUUUCCUCAGAGGGUUCUACAUGGAACCCAAAAGAGUUCUACCUGGAACCAAAAAGGGUUCUCCUAUAGUGACAGUCGCAGAACCCUUUUGGAACCUUUUUUCUAAGAGUGUACCUUACUUCAGUCUCUCUCUCGCGCCGCGCGCGCGCGCGAGCGCGCGCGCGCGCGCGCCCGCGCGGGCGCGCGGCGGGGCCCCGGGCGCGACGAGCGAGAGAGGGAGCGAGCGAGCGCGAGAGAGAGCAGAGCGAGCGAGGAGGAGCGAGGCGAGCGAGAGAGAGCGAGCGGAAGCAGAGCGAGAGAGAGAGAGAGAGAGAUAGCGAGCGAAGCGAGAGAGCGAGAGAAGAAGCGAGCGAGAGAGAGCUCAGAGAAUAGAGCGAGAGAGAGAGCGAUAGUCGCGACGAGCAAGAGAGAGAUAGAGAGAGAGAGAGCGAUGAGAGAGAGAGGACAGAGAGCUGAUGCUAGCUCUCUCCUACUCUCUCUUCUCUCUCGCUCUCUCUCUCUCUUCUCUCUCUCUCUCUUCUCUCGCGCGCGCGCUCCGCUAACUCUAUUCUCUACAUGCACCCAAGCUGGAACUGUGACAUCACUGUCUGGUCAUGGGCGGAUGGAAAAGUUAUUAGCUUGGGAAAUAGGUGGCUGUGUGUACCUACACACGCAUGCUCACAUGGCAGACACACCCCUCAAUCAUUGUCUGACACACAUUUACAUACAUGUACACACACAUGUCAUGCAAACAACCACUUACAUUAACAUAUGAGCUCACAUUCUGUAUGGACAAAUACUUUGUCUCUCUUUCUCUCUCACACACACGCACACAGAGAGGCCAACUAACUCUUCUACAGAGGAAGUACCCCACACAGAGGCCCUCCUAGCUAGAAAUUGUGUGUGUGUGUGUGUGAGAGAGAGAGAGAGAGAGAGAGAGAGAGAGAGAGAGAGAGAGAGAGAGAGAGAGAGAGAGAGAGAGAGAGAACUAGUUGGAACGGUACAGCUGAAUCACCACUUUUUCAGAGUGAGGUCCCUCAGGGCCUGUGUCUAACUCUGAUUACAUUUCAGGAGGUUGUGUGUGUAGGUGUAUGUAGGUGUGUGUGUGUGCAAGUGUAGGUGUGUUUGAAAGGUGUGUGUGUCCACCCCUCCCCUCCUGCGUCAGUACCCCCUAGCCAUGCAGACCAUGCUGAGACCAGGGAACACCCAAAGCUACUAAAUCAGCCAUCUACAAAGAGCCGCUAGGGAGGGACGGGGGAAGUAGAGGGACUGACCGGAUCAGAUGAUAGGGGAAACACUGGGGAGAUUCACAUGUGACAAGAUAAUAAAUCAUACUAAUGGAGGAGCUGCUCUCUCUCUUUCUCUUUCUGUCCCAAAACAACCUGGCGAAUUGCACCUUGUGGUCAUCCCUCUCAGCUCCUGUUGGCUCCUGGUUAAGGAAUGAGUCUUCUCACUGACGUCCCUCUCACACUGGACCAUCUGUGUGUAUGUGGAACAGGGGUGUUUGGGAUGGUUAGGCCUGGGUCAGGGAGCUACAGGUCUGCGUAAACAGAUACACCACCAGCCAUGCUCUCAGGGCUAUAUAUAGAGACUUAAACCCUGCUCUCAGAACAGUUUCAAUGUCCUUCAGCUUUGUCAAUGUUUAUCUGUGUGCUACCUCAACUCGCUAGGGUACCUGCUUGUCAAGGUUGUUUUUAACAGAACAGUUCUCUUCAGUAGGUGCUACAGAGAAUAACUAUUUGACCAUGUUUAUUUGCUCACUCUAAAGAUAGACAUCCUAAUGAAUGGGGUUGGCUUUCCAAUGUAGCUCUUUUGGACAUUGAUUUACUAGGCAUAAGUACACAUUACUAUCCCUGGACUUGUUUGCACCUGGGUGGUUGGUUGUGUGUUAGCUAGUCUGUUUUCAUCCAGGGUUGUGUUCAUUAGGAGUCACACACCGUAGCAAAAAUGUUUUGCAACGGAAAACAAAAAUGUGUGUUUUAUUAUUGGACAAGCUCAGUUAGUAGUUACCUCCCAGUCAGAAGAUGGUAAUAUUAGCUCAUGAGUGCUCUUGUGUUCCCAGAUCUCCAUGGGCCAGAUGCUGCAGGAGUUUGGGAAGUUCCUGGGUCUGUUCCUGCUGGUGCUCAUCUCCUUCACCAUCGGCCUGACGCAGCUCUACGGGAAGGACCAGAAGGACCCGGCCAAGAGCCCCGCCAAAGACUGUGAGGGCAUCUUCUGUCAGCAGCAGAGCAACGACGCCUUCCACACGUACGUACAGUCUACCUAAAUUCUCUCUCUCUCCCCUUUCCCUAUUUCACAGGUUCAUGGGUACCUGUUCUGACUGUCAACCUCUGACCCAUAGAGGUCCAAUAAUUCGCUGUUCUACUGUAUAUGUCAUUCUAUUUUCCAUAACCUCCCUGUCGACAGGUUCAUGGGUACUGUACCUGUUACUCCCUGUUCCGGCCUCUAACCUCUGACUUUCCUGUUGACAGGUUCAUGGGGACGUGCUACGCGCUGUUCUGGUACAUCUUCUCUCUGGCCCACGUGGCUCUCUUCGUGACCCGGAUCAACUACACGGAGGAGCUGAGGUCGUUUGUGGGAGCCCUCAUCGUGGGCACCUACAACAUCGUGGUGGUCAUCGUUCUCACCAAGCUGCUGGUUGCCAUGCUGCACAAGAGCUUCAGGCAGAUCGCUGUAAGUCAAUCAAGCGAUCAAUCAAUGUGGUCAAUCCAAUUUAUUAAAUUAAAUCAAUCCAAUUUAUUUAUCAAACCUGUUUUGCAUCAGCAGUUGUCACAAAGUGCUUUUCAGUAACCCGGCCUGAAUUGACUGCACAGGCCAAGUUACAGAAAGUGACAUUGUCCAUCAAGUUACAAUAACAACAAAAACAAUAGGACUUGAUUAGUCUAGCUAUAACACUGUAUCUAAGUGUUAAUUUGGAGUGCUUUAUUUUCGAUUCAGUGUUUGAAGUUCAGGCAAAGAUCAGCCGUAUAAUUCACAUCAAUUACUCAACUUUAAUGCUUCUGUCACGGAUUCACGGAUUCAGCCGAGGCUGCCCCUCCUCCUUGCUCGGGCAGGCUUCGGCGUUCGUCAUCCCCGGAGUACUAGCUGCUACCGAUUUAUGUUUCUGUGUUUGACUUGUUUGGUCUUUAUUGUGUACACCUGUUUCCCAUUAUGUUGUAUUGUCUUACCUAUAGAACCCUCUGUCUUUCAUUGUGUGUUGUGUGUGAUUGUAUUCGUCAUCAGCAGUAGUUUGUGUGCGGGUUGUUUUCCUCCCUGUGAGGAGGUUGUUUAUACUCUGGUUACUUUUGAGUAAAGUACGUUUCCAGUAAGCUCUGUGUCCUGCGUUUGACUUUGCCUACCGCUCUGACAGCUUCAUAAAUUACACUUACCCUUCAUCAACUCUACAAUCAUCAUUCUGAAUGAAAAACACAAAUAUACUCCAAGAACACUUCAGACUAACACAUGGUAGUGAUUUCUUAACAUUUCUCUGUCGAUUAACACAUUCCCCUAUUUUCUCAGUGAAUUCCUUAAUCUCCCAUUUAAUUCAAUUUCCCUCUAAAUCCCCUAGAACCACGAGGAUAAGGAGUGGAAGUUUGCCCGCGCCAAGCUGUGGCUGAGCUACUUUGACGACAAGUGUACCCUGCCGCCGCCCUUCAACAUCCUACCCUCCCCCAAGACGGUGUGUUACCUUCUGACCAGUAUGAGUAAAUGGAUCUGCUCCCACACCUCCACGGGGAAGGUCAAGAGACAGAACAGCCUCAAGGUAAGAGAGAUGUGAAACAAUCAAGAAGUGAUACCUCUGUAUACUUUAAAAAUAAUGACCGUUUCCCAUCUUAUCCUCCCAUGAUAUCCAGAGAAGUAGGCACUGUAUUCAGUCUCAAACCCUAAACUCCCAUGUUGUUGUUGUCCCAUCCAUCCAGGAGUGGAGGAACCUGAAGCGGAAGCGUGAUGAGAACUACCAGAAGAUCAUGUGUUGUCUGGUCCAUCGCUACCUGACGUCCACCAGGCAGAAGAUGCAGAGCACCGACCAGGCCACCGUGGAGAACCUCAACGACCUGCGGCAGGACCUCUCCAAGUUCCGCAACGAGAUGAGAGACCUGCUGGGAUUCAGAACCUCCAAGUACGCCAUGUUCUACCCCCGGAGCUAAGACUGACCUGGUCUGAACCUCAACCCAACCAUGUUCUAACCUUGGAGCUAGGACUGAUCUGAUCUCAACCUCCACCCAACCUCAACCAACCAGCUAAGACUGUUCUCAACCCCAACCACAACCCCAGCCACCCCUGUCAGCUUCGUCACCCAGGUGGUCCUAUCUCUGACCCUAGCAUGCUCAGAAAUGACCUUGUGUCCAGUCACAGAGGAGAGACAUUUAAACCUGGAACUCAACUGGAAAUAUAUAUAUUCUGCACCAAAGUCUCCAGAUUCAUCCAGAUCCCUUAUGUAAUAAUAUUCAGUCAUCCUCCUUGUUUUCUAAAAAUGUCUUCAACAAAGGACUUAAUAAAAUGUAUUGGAAAAUACAGA
Molecule: messenger RNA, 5704 nt
Organism: Coregonus sp. 'balchen'
Lineage: Eukaryota; Metazoa; Chordata; Actinopteri; Salmoniformes; Salmonidae
Source: the annotation of a GenBank genome assembly